Molecule: messenger RNA, 2323 nt
Organism: Pieris brassicae (large cabbage white)
Lineage: Eukaryota; Metazoa; Arthropoda; Insecta; Lepidoptera; Pieridae
Product: facilitated trehalose transporter Tret1-like
Exons: 5
Coding region: 336-1817 (493 amino acids)
Biological process (GO): transmembrane transport
Cellular component (GO): membrane
Molecular function (GO): transmembrane transporter activity
Source: RefSeq, a predicted model, not a curated record
CGACAGGGAAAUCAACCGUUGACACUUUCUCGUUCGAACUUUAAAACUAUCCAAAUAUCGAUAGACUAUUAUGCAGUUCAAACUGACAAUUUAAGUGCAUUAAAAUAUAAUUGGGAAAUGACGUGUUGGUGAAAGGUGAAAUCAUUGCUUCGUUAGGGAGUGGAAGAGUAUUGCGACUGAGGAAGAGUGGCUGCAUCUGGAACAGGACUCACUUCUGACGGCUAACAGCAGUAUAGGAGAGGCAACAAAAGAAGAAUAACUUUCGUCCCUUUCAUUCAAAUUGUGUUUAUACUGUCAUGGAAAGUGACAGAAUCCUGCACAUGUAGUCGAUUAAGAUGAAGACUUUUUUAAAACAGGCCUUCGUGGUAUCAGGUGCGGCGCUUAACAUCGCUGGUCAUGGCUGCGCUCACGGCUACCCUGCUGUGCUGUUUGCACAGUUAAUACGAGAUGGUGGACCUGUCACGUUGACUGAUCAUGAUACGUCAUGGAUAGCAUCAUCAGUUGGCCUCAUGGGUAUCGUUGGAAACUUCAUAUCACCUGUAUUCAUGUCAAAACUUGGAAGACAGAAGUCACACUUCAUCUCAACAAUACCUGCUCUUCUCGGCUGGAUAAUCUUUAUAUUUGGAAAUACAGUGCCAAUGUUCCUCCUUGCUAGAUUUCUCCAUGGCCUUGCAUUAGGACUACGAACUCCGUUAGCCGCAAUUCUGGUAGCUGAGUAUACUGAACCAAGAUAUAGAGGGGCAUUUUUGGGAACGUUCGCGAUUUCAUUAGGUCUCGGAAUUCUGCUAUCCCAUAUUUGGGGAGCCUAUUUAUCUUGGAAGAAUACAGCGAUAGUCUGUUCCAUGUUCCCAAUUAUAUCAAUGGUCAUUAUUAGUCUUUCACCAGAAUCACCAUACUGGUUGGUUUCCAAAUCCAGGUUCGAAGAUGCUAAAAAGGCCUUUAAAUGGGUUCGUGGUGACGGGGAGCAACAGAACGAAGAAUUAGAUAAAAUGAUACAGACGCAAGAACGUGAACAGCAUGAAAAUGAGAAUGGAAAGGAAAUUUAUAGAAGUUUUAGUAUAACGAGGUAUGCGUUGAAUUCAUUCAAAAGCAUAUUGAAGAUCUUCAAGAAAAAAGAGUUCUUUAAGCCAUCGAUCGUCGCAAUUUGCAUGCUGAUAGUAUUUGAGUUUGGAGGUGCACAUAUGCUGGCGGCCUAUGGAAAUGUCAUCCUUCAAGCAGUGUUAAACAAGGAAAACUUGACUGAUGUCACUUGGCAGUUCACUGUCAUUGAUUUCUUAAGAACAACUUGUGCGUUCUUAGCUAUAUUCUUGCUGAAGAAUUUCAAACGAAGAACUAUUUUAUUCACAAGUGGUGUUAUGACAGUUUUGUCUCUGACCACAAUAUCAGUGUUUAUGUAUGCGAGAAAUUCUGGAUAUAUAAACCAGGCGUGGUUGGUUGAUGUGCUACCUAUGGUUUUAAUGAUAACAUACACUUUUUCAUUUUGUAUAGGCAUUGUACCUUUGAAUUGGGUCAUAUGUGGCGAAGUAUUUCCUUUAGCAUAUAGAAGUUUAGGUUCAACGCUGUCUACGUCAUUUUUGACACCCGCCUUUGUGAUUUCUAUGAAGACAGCUCCACAUUUGUAUUCGUCGAUCGGGGUAGAGGGUGCUUUUCUAGUCUAUUCCGCUACAUUGACGAUUUGUUUGUCUAUUAUGUAUGUAUUGUUACCUGAAACAAAAGAUAGGACUUUGAUCGAAAUAGAGAAUACGUUUAAAGGCAUUAGUACAUCAGAUAAAGAAGUAAAAUUAAGUUUAUUGGAAAAGAAAGUAAGUUCCGUGUAACGAUGUGAUAAAACUCUUAUGAUAUUUCAGUAUUGAUAAUGUUUUAAGUUAGAUAUACUAUUACUCCAGUGAACUGUGAUGGUUGUACAAUGUCCUGUUUUGGUUGUGAUUAGGAAAGUGUAUAAUUGUGAUUAAAUAUUUCAAUGCCUCUGGAAAAGUGUAAUGCAAAAUUUAAGUAGGUAAUUCAUUACCCGCAGAUAAAUGUCAGAAUCUAUCAUAUCUAGUAUGUUAUUCUGUAAUUACAUUUUUAUGUAAAAAACACGUAAAAAAUAUCAAAACUAUCUGAUAGUAAACGUUCGGUUAUAAUUAAAAUAGGAGAAAAUUUAUAUUUUACUAAUUACUUCUAGUGGCAAUUUACGAAAUGUAUGAAAGUACGGAAUUGCUCGUAUAAUUUUUUCAGGCGUUUUAUAUUUUUAAUAGGUAAUAUGAUGAGACACAAAUUCUGCCUAUUACUUUAUUUAGAUUAAGUCUGUAAUAAAUGUGUGAAGUUUUUAUUAAAUUAUGCA